Messenger RNA from Drosophila innubila, 2260 nucleotides. It is a transcript of the gene Lsp2, whose product is annotated as larval serum protein 2. The transcript has a single exon. NCBI's taxonomy places the organism in Eukaryota, Metazoa, Arthropoda, Insecta, Diptera, Drosophilidae. Bases 7 to 2121 code for a protein of 704 amino acids. The record is from RefSeq and is a predicted model, not a curated record.
AAUUGUAUGAGUACGAUGAAGUCGAUCACGGCGAUUGUUGUGUUAACGUUAACGGUGCUGGCACUUGGUGGCCAUGCCAAGAACAUUGAGUUUAAGGUGGCCGACAAGGAUUUCCUGGUGAAGUAUAAGUUCGUCUUGGAUAUACUGCAACAUCCCUACCAGGACGAUGUGCACGUUACCAAGUAUGAUCCCAGCUUUUAUGCCUACAAGCCAUGGGAACAUGUCAGCGACUAUCAUCAUGUCGAGAAACUGGAGCACUUUUUCGAGCUGUGGCAGCAUCAUCCCUUCCAUGAUGAUCAGGUGUGGACCGUGAUGUACGAACGCCAUGAGGAGUAUGCGGUUGGACUCGUCCGUCUGUUCUACUUCGCCAAGAACUGGGAAACCUUCCAGCAUGCCGUCUUCUGGGCUCGCCAGCAUGUGAACAAACAGCUCUUUGUCUAUGCCUUCACCAUUGCCAGCCUGUUCCGCGAUGAUAUGCAGGGAAUCGCCCUGCCCGCUCAGUAUGAGAUCCAUCCAUGGAGCUUCUUCGAUGGUCAGACCCUCGAGACGGCCGAGCACUACAAGAUGCACGGAUUCCAUAAUGUCAAGCAGCUGAACAACAUCUACAAUGUGGUUGUGAAGUCCAAUUACACCAACUACUAUGGUGAGAUAAACUACGAGCACGGCCUGGCCUAUUUCCUGGAGGAUGUUGGCUUCAAUAGCUUCUACUACUACUUCAACCUGGACUAUCCGUUCUGGACCAAGGGUGAUGACGUGCAUGUCCUCAACAAGGAUCGCCGUGGUGAGCUCUAUCUCUAUGUGCACUGGCAACUCUUGGCCCGUUACUACCUGGAGCGUCUGUCCAACGAUAUGGGUGAGAUUCCCACCUUCAACAUGUACGAACCUGUCGAUGCCGGCUUCUACAGCGGUCUACGUGGCUACAACGGUGUUCCCUAUCCCAGCCGUGACAACGAGCACAGCUUCUAUCACAAGGAUAACGUUGAGUUUGUCAAGAAUGUGGAAAUCUACACGCAGCGCAUUAUGGACUGGAUCCAUAAGAACAGCAAGCAUGAUGUGGAGGUCAUCAAUCAGCUGGGCAACAUUAUUCAAGGUAAUGUGGACAGCAUUGAUAAGCAGUUCUACGGCAGCCUGGACAAGUGGUACCGCUACAUUGUGAACGAGGGUCGUCCAUAUGGCAAGUACCAUGAGACAUACCCGGGCACCUUCAUGCACUACGAUACCUCCAUUCGUGAUCCUCUGUUCUUCGAGGUCUACAAGAACCUGCUCACUCACUACUGGCACCUGAUGGACACCUUCCCCGAGUACACCAAGGUCGACUACGGAUUCGAGGGUGUCAAGAUCGAUGCCGUCCACAUGCCCGAGAGCCUGACCACCUACUUCGAGUGGUUCGAUGCGGACAUCAGCAAUGCUGUGAAUGUGGAAACACCUGUGGAGCAUACCACUGAUGCGCUCUAUACCUUUGGACGCAACUCCUUCUACAAUGGCUCCAGCUUCGUCAUCAAGGCCCGCCAGCAGCGUCUCAACCACAAACCCUUCGAGUUCACCCUGGACGUCACUGCCAACAAGGCACAGACUGCCGUUGUCAAGGUCUUCAUUGGACCCAAAUACGAUGAGCAUGGACAUGUGAUCCCAUUGGAGCAAAACUAUCAGAACUUCUUCGAGCUGGAGCACUUCAAGGUGCAGCUCGAGGCUGGUGUGAACCACGUCAAGCGCGCCAGCGGUGAUUUCAGCUUCUGGGUCAGCGAUCGCACCACAUACUUGGAGCUCUAUCAGAAGGUGAUGGAUGCCACCAACAGUGACUACAAAUUCAAGCUGGAUCAGUCGGAAUCCCACUGCGGAGUGCCCAAUCGCAUGAUGCUGCCCAAGGGCAAGAAGGGCGGUCAGGUCUAUCAGUUCUUCUACAUGGUCUACCCAUACCAUGAGCCAACCGUUCAACAAUACUCCGGCUUCGAUCCAAUUGUCAGCUGCGGUGUUGGAUAUGGAUCACGCUAUGUGGAUGCUCUGCCCUUCGGUUUCCCCUUCAACCGACCGGUGAAACAUGACUACUACUUCGAUGUGGACAACUUCAAGUUCUUUGACGUGAAGAUCUUCCAUCGCGAUGAGCACACCAAUGUGGCCUAAACACAACGAAUUCAGCUCCCAUAUCAAAUCCAAUUCCAUGCCUCUUGAAUAAUUCACAAAUACCUCCAUAGAUCGUGUUCAAAUUCACAUGUACUUUUCUUAAAAUCAAUAAACAAUAAACGAAUCCUUAAAAUAUAAA